This is a messenger RNA of Nicrophorus vespilloides, 1924 nucleotides long. RefSeq names its product phospholipase D3 (gene Pld3). The coding region runs from base 24 to 1832 and encodes 602 amino acids. Lineage: Eukaryota; Metazoa; Arthropoda; Insecta; Coleoptera; Silphidae. The transcript is spliced from 5 exons. Gene Ontology annotation, molecular function: catalytic activity. The record is from RefSeq and is a predicted model, not a curated record.
GCGGGCAAUGCGAGCAUCCAGACAUGCCGAACUUUUGGGAAUAUUUCGGCGUCGGUGGUGGAGGCGGCGGCGGCGCAAGUCACCGCAACCUGCAGGACGGCCUCUUCCAGAUCGCUUCCCAAACUUGUAGUCUGCUCGUCCAGGUGAACAACACCAAUAACAUCACCAUCGGUGAUCACACGACGAGCGUCCACUGCAAUACAAACGAAGCCGCAACCGUCGCCAACAAUGGUACAAGCACCAACGACAAGGAUCAACUCCUGGUACUGAUACCACCCACUAAUGGCUUGGCCAGGUACAAGCCUACGGGAAGCACUCUAAGAAAACCCAGGCUCUCUACUGUUUUGGAAGGCCCUGUAUUAAGCAAUGAUGAGGAGAGUGAUCUCUGGAACCACGGCUAUGUCAUGCCGACUGAUCACAAUAACAGUCCUGCUCGGAGAUGGGGCAAUAAGGGCUCAUGGUGUCGACCCUCAUGCAUACCCAUUUCCAUAAUACUCAUAUUAAUAUUCCUUGUGGUCCUUCUGCCAUUGCUUGAUCAAGCAACUGAAAAGGCUCUCCAAAAACUCAAUGCACCAGCACAAGAAAAUUGCCAAAAUACUUGCAGAAUUCAAUUGGUGGAGAGCAUUCCUGAUGGUUUGGUAUAUCCAGAUGGGAGCACACCACACUUGAGUACUUAUGACGCUUGGAUGUAUUUGAUAAAUGAGGCUAAAGAAACUAUAGAGAUUGGAUCAUUUUAUUGGUCUUUACGAUUGGACGAAAUCUAUCCGGAUCCCACUUCCAAAAAGGGUGAUGAUGUAUUUAAAGCAUUGUUAAAAGCUGGAACCCAACGGGACAUUAAGGUGAAGAUUGCGCAGAGCGCACCCAGCAAGAAUCAACCGAACACUGAUACCGAGUAUUUGAUGCUGAGGAAGGCGGCUGAGGUGAGAAGCCUAAAUUUCGAGCAACUCAUGGGCGGCGGCGUUCUACAUUCUAAACUGUGGGUGGUCGACAGACGGCACUUCUACGUGGGCAGCGCUAAUAUGGAUUGGAGGGCUUUGACACAGGUGAAAGAGAUGGGCUUGCUUGCAACGAACUGCUCUUGUUUAGCAGAGGAUGUCGCUAAGAUCUUUGACGUGUAUUGGAUGCUGGGCAUGAAGGCCGCAAAGAUACCAGAUAUGUGGCCAAAGGUACUUGAAACCGAGAUAAAUAUGGAAUCACCCAUGAAUUUGAAUCUGGAUUUGAACCCAACCGAAACGUACAUAGCAAGUUCACCGUUACCCUUCUCUCCGGCAGGCCGUACUUUCGAUCUCGAUGCUAUAAUCAAUGUAAUGCAAAAGGCGGAGAAAUUCAUCUACAUCGCUGUCAUGGACUACGUACCUUUAAUAGUGUACGAGCCCAAGGUGAGCUAUUGGUCUGUUCUGGACAACGCACUGAGAUCUGCGGCUAUCGAUUCCGGGGUCGAAGUAAGACUUCUGGUCAGCCAGUGGAACCAUACCAGAUCGUCUCAACAGUACUUCCUCAAGUCUCUCGCGGACAUUACCGACUCCUACCCGAAAGUGUCCAUCAAUAUUCGAAAAUUCGAAGUACCGGCAAAUGCAGAGCAAGCAAAGAUUCCGUUCGCUCGAGUCAACCACAAUAAGUACAUGGUAACAGACAACACGGCCUACGUCGGCACCUCCAACUGGUCCGGAGACUACUUCACCAAUACGGCUGGUAUAGGUUUCGUUCUUCAUGAAAGUAAUCAUUACGACAAUGAGAGCGGAAACGCAAACUCCACCACAAUAAGGGCGCAACUCCAAGCGGUCUUCGAGCGCGACUGGAAUUCUCAUUACUCGCAUCCGAUUGGCGUUUAAAAAUAUAGAACUAGUUAAUAAGCAAUAUACAAGGUAGGAUAAGUUAACAAGAAUAUAUUAAAAAAAAUAAAGAUAUACAUAAAAAAUAAAAA